Molecule: messenger RNA, 231 nt
Organism: Chionomys nivalis (European snow vole)
Lineage: Eukaryota; Metazoa; Chordata; Mammalia; Rodentia; Cricetidae
Product: signal transducer CD24-like
Exons: 1
Coding region: 1-231 (76 amino acids)
Biological process (GO): cell adhesion
Cellular component (GO): external side of plasma membrane
Source: RefSeq, a predicted model, not a curated record
AUGGGCAGAGCGAUGGUGGUUAAACAGGGUCUAGGGCUGCUGUUUCUGGCACUGUUCCUACCCACGCAGAUUGAUUGCAACCAAACAUGUGUUGCACCGUUUUCAAGUAACCAGAAUAUCUCCACUGCCCCAAAUCCAACUAAUGGCACCACCAGAGCAGGUGGCGGGGCCCUGCAGUCAACAGCUGGUCUCCUCGCCGUCUCACUUUCUCUUCUACAUCUCUACUGUUAG